This is a messenger RNA of Fundulus heteroclitus (mummichog), 2696 nucleotides long. Its product is annotated as choline transporter-like protein 1. The transcript has 16 exons. The record is from RefSeq and is a predicted model, not a curated record. Gene Ontology annotation, biological process: transmembrane transport. Bases 230 to 2185 code for a protein of 651 amino acids. Gene Ontology annotation, molecular function: transmembrane transporter activity. Gene Ontology annotation, cellular component: membrane. Lineage: Eukaryota; Metazoa; Chordata; Actinopteri; Cyprinodontiformes; Fundulidae.
GCAUGUUUUCGGUUCUAGCAGUGGGGGGGAAGAUAGAUAUGCGUCUUCUUCCGCGUUUACCUGAAGCUCUAAGGUGUUUCUGACGUUUUCUGAAUGACCAAACCAGCUAACAGCGAACGCGCUGGAACCAACUCCCGGAUAGCCUCUUAACAGACAAGAACAACAAGAGGCAAAAAGUUGUGGCGGAGACACACUUAAACUUUAUUUCCCCCUCUUCUCUCCUGAAACAAUGGGCUGUUGCAGCAGCUCAGAGGGUAAACGGGAAUGGAAACCGCUGGAGGAGCACAGCUGCACGGACGUGCCAUGGCUCAUCGUCUUCACGCUGUUUUGUGUCGGCAUGGCCUUUAUCUUCGGCUUCGCCAUCGCUACGGGAGGCGCCUUCCGCCUCGUCUCUGGGUACGACAGCUACGGCAACACCUGUGGCUGGAACAACACCAACAAGAAGAUUGAUGGCGUACCGCUCAGUGGCGCUGACAUGACGGCAAAAAAGUAUGUUUUCUUUCUAGAACCUUGCAACCUUGACCUGAUCAACAGGAAAAUAAAAUCCAUCGCCUUGUGUGUCUCUGAAUGUCCAGCCACAGAACUGAAGUCGUACAAAGAGGUGAAAGAUUUUGCGCUCAGUAAUGGGUCUUAUCUCUGCUCCUAUGAAAUUACUCCAGCAAGAUACGAAAGAAACAAAGACAAGUGUCCCAAACUUCCUGUGCCAGCAAGUAAACCUGCCCCCAUCUUCCACCGCUGCAUCCCUGCGGACAUUGGCUGCUACGCUGAGUUUGCCCAGGGUUUCUUCACAUUCGUCAGUGACAACACCGUGCUGCGCCGCGUCAUUUCCGGGGUGAUGACCAGCAAGGAAAUCAUCAUGGGUCUUUGUGUUCUGGCUUUAGUUCUGUCCCUGAUCAUGAUGGUGGUAAUUCGUUACAUCUCCAAACUGCUGGUUUGGAUCCUCACAGUUCUGGUAAUCAUCGGCUCCGUAGGUGGGACAGGUGUCCUCUGGUGGCUGUACGCCGACUACAAGCUUGAUCUCACUAGUAACUCCACAUCUGUUUUUGGGAGAGAAGUGAUGGCAGACAACGGCAAGGCCUUGCUUGUCUAUGCGAUCGGUGCUACUAUUUUCACAGUAGUGCUUCUGCUGGUGAUGUUUUUCAUGAGGAAGCGUGUGGCCCUCACCAUCUCCCUGUUCCAUGUGGCGGGUAAAGUGUUCAUUCACCUGCCCCUGCUGGUCCUGCAGCCCUUCUGGACCUUCCUCAGUCUCAUGUUCUUCUGGGUUUACUGGAUAGCCGUGCUUCUCUUCCUCGGGACAACAGGAUCUGCCGUGAAGAACAACGUGACGGGAGUGGUGGAAUACAAAAUGCAGGGGCCUCUUCAGUACAUGGUGUGGUAUCAUCUUGUCGGUCUCAUCUGGAUCAGCGAGUUCAUCCUUGCUUUCCAGCAGAUGACCAUCGCUGGAGCUGUGGUCACCUAUUAUUUCACAAGGAACAAGUCCCAGAUGCCAGCAGCUCCAGUGGUUUGGUCUGCGAUUCGUACCAUCCGCUACCACCUGGGCACUCUGGCAAAGGGAUCCUUCAUCAUCACGCUUGUUAAGAUCCCUCGUCUCAUCCUGACAUACAUCCACACCCAGCUCAAAGGAAAAGAAAAUGCUUGCGCUCGUUGCAUGCUGAAAGCCUGCAUCUGCUGUCUGUGGUGUCUUGAAAAGUGUUUAGCAUUCCUAAACCAAAACGCCUACACUGCCACGGCCAUCAACAGCACCAACUUCUGCACGUCGGCUCGCGAGGCUCUGGUCAUCAUGGUGGAGAACGCGCUCCGAGUGGCAGCCAUUAACACAGUGGGCGACUUUGUCCUCUUCUUGGGAAAGGUUUUGAUAGUCUCCUGCACAGCUUUUGCAGGCGUCCUGGCUCUGAAUUACCAUCGGGACUACACCGUCUGGGUGUUACCGCUCCUCAUCGCCUGUCUGUUCGCCUUCCUCGUGGCCCACUGCUUCCUCUCUGUGUUUGAGAACGUGGUUGACGUCCUCUUCCUCUGCUUCGCUGUGGACACGAAGUACAACGACGGCAGCCCCGGGCGGGAGUACUACAUGGACAAGGCAUUGAUGGAGUAUGUUGAGAAUAGUAAGAAAAUGGGUCAGUACAACCCGAACGAGGGAUCUGGACGGGAACUGAAGCCCAUGACGCGUGGAGAGACUUCAGCUUGACCGAGCAGCUAUAGCUACCAUGUCAUAAAUACUACUAAGAAAGUUGCUGAGAUGCGCACAGCGUGACCCUGGGUUAUCGGUAACCAGCAUCCACUACAGAAGCAUCAGCAACGUUUAUGAUGCGUUUUGUACAGAAGCUCUGAACAGUUACAGCUUAUAGAUUUUACUGUAUUUUACAUUUAUAAGACAGAGAGGGUUUUUUUUUUAGGUAACAUUGAAAACUAAUAGCAUAAGAGCAAUUCUCAUCAGCGUUAAGUUUGCUGUCAUUUGAUGGCUGUUGGUUGAUUUUUUUUUUUAUCUUUUAUUUUUAUUUUUUUCCAGCCCAGGAUUUGUUUUUAUUGCUUUUUAUAAAAAAAACAUGCAUUUCACUCCCAUGUAACUUGUUUGUUUGUUCUAGCUUUUACAUAUUGAGGUAAACAGAUGUUUUUUAAUACUGCUGCCUAUUAAUGCAUCGAGACUGUGUAUGUUUUUUAUGAGUUUCCUAAAUAAAUCUUUUUAAUAUAAAAACUUG